GCGGCCGGAGGGCGGACGGGGCAGACGGACGGGCGGACGGACAGACAGAGGGACGGAUGGACCGGAGGCCGAGGCUCGGAGAGUCAGUCUCAGGAGCCCGCAGAAUGGGCGGGGAGGGACCCCUCCGUAAGACGGCGCUCCUCGCAGCCUGGCUCGUCCUUGUCCUCUUGGCGCUGCUCGGGGGCGGAGUGGGGGCCCAGAACUCCGAGGCGCAGCCCCCCCAGGCCUUCCGGACCCUGCCGGACAACGUGACCGUGAGGGAGGGGGACGACGCCGAGCUGCGCUGCGGAGUGCUGGGGGUGCAAGGAGACGUGCAGUGGGCCAAGGACGGGCUGCUCCUGGGCAGCGACCCCCGGAUCCCCGGCUUCCCCCGCUACAGCAUGACGGGGGACCCGCGCAGAGGGGACUUCAACCUCCGCAUUUUGUCCUGCGAGCUGAGUGACGACGCCACCUUUCAGUGUCAAGUGGCCAGAUCGGAAAGUAGUCCCGGGCUGGUGUCUCCCAGCGUCCUGCUCACCGUGCUAAUCCCCCCUAAAGAUGUGCAGCUGAGCCCCGAGGCUGGGACCAUGGUCACCUGGGUGGCUGGACAGAAGUACCCGGUCACAUGCGUGUCUGGGGGCGCCAAACCGGCGGCCGAGAUCUCCUUCCUCCUCAGCGGCCGGCUGCUUCCCGACGUCUCGGUUGCUGUGGAUCCCGAACUCCAGCAGAAACUAUUUCGCAGUACAGCUGAAAUCAGGGUGACGCCGUCGGCGGUGGACGACGGGAAGCAGUUGGAGUGCCAGGCGCAACACCCGAGCCUGGGGACUCCGGUGGCCGCGGCUUUUACCUUGAACGUCCUGUUCCCCCCCGAGCCCCCCACCAUCGAGUGGACGGGGGAGCUCCGCGGCAAGGCCGGGGAGACACUAGAGCUUCCGUGUGUGGCCCGUGGCGGGAACCCGCUGGCCGCGCUGCAGUGGUUCAAGGACGAGCAAGUGGUCUCCACAGCCUGGGAGACAGACCACGUCCACGCCCUGGCCCGCAGCGUCCUAUCCCUGAAGCUGCAGGCAAAGGACAACGGGGCCCGUCUCAGCUGUGAAGCCCAGAACAGCGUUUCCCCGUCCCCGCAGACCUCCAGCCUGACUCUGCGGGUGCUCUUCCCUCCGGAGCAAAUCCGCAUCCAGUCCGUGUCUUCCGACACCUUCUCGCUGGAAGAGAACAAGACCAAGACUCUGCUGUGCAUCAGCGAGGCCAGCAACCCUCCCGCCCGCCUCACCUGGUGGCUGGGCUCCCAGGAGCUGCGGGCCUCCUUCUCCAACCUCACCGAGGGCCAGCACGGUGGUCAGGUCAGCCGCUCGGAGGUGUCCUACACUGCUCGGAGGGAGGACAGUGGGCUGAAGCUGACCUGCGAAGCUUUCAACGAAGAUUUCAAAGAAGAGAUCUCCAAAGAACACCGCCACGCCCCCCCAGACCGAAGCCGGGAGAAGCCCAAGUGGCACAAAUCCGUGACCCUCAGUGUGAUCUACCCCAUCCAGAAGCUUUGGAUCGAUGGCCCCAGCCCGGGCCGCACCUUCCGAGCAGGGAACAGGGUAAAGCUCGUGUGCCUGGCCAGUGGGGGCAACCCCGAACCCAGGCUCUUCUGGCUCAAGAACACCGUGGACAUCAAGGAUACGAACCCGCAAGUGAACUUGAGGAACACGGUGUCCCGGGAGCUGCUCCUGACCCUGGCGCCCAGCGACAACAAGCUCAACUACACAUGCAGGGCCAGCUCACGGCGGCCCCAGUUGCAAGUCACCACCUGGUUCCAUGUGCAAUUCCCUCCGGUCAACGUGACCAUCCGCCCGGACAAGCCGGUGCUCCGGCGUGGGGACAACGUCACCCUGACCUGCCUCAGCCGGAGCAGCAACCCCCCGGUCAACCUGUCCUGGGACAAGGAGGGAGAGAGUCUGCAGGGGAAAGACUUGAAGCGGGAGAAAGGUUCCUUUGGCGGUUUCUCGGCCACGGAGAAGCUGAGGCUCCUGGUGUCCUCGCGCGACAACGGGAACCGGGUGACGUGCCGCGCCCACAGCGCCGAGCUCAGGGAGACCGUCAGCGCCUUCCACAAGCUCAAUGUCCUCUACCCCCCGGAAUUUACUGGGGAGCAGGUGCAGGUGGUAGAGGCUCGGGAGAAUGGUGGGGCGGUUUUGUCCGUGACCGUGACCGCCAACCCGCCUCCGCGGGCUUACAACUGGAGCUUCCGGGGCUUCGAGCUUAACUCAGACGGGGGUCCCCGCCACCGGGUCCGACCGGGAGGGGCCUUAGAGCUGUGGAACCUGACGCGGACCGACAGCGGUCAGUACCAGCUGCUCUGCCAGAAUCCCGAGGGGGUCAACCGGACACUGAUACGGCUGGACGUGCACUACGCACCUACCAUCCGCAGCAUCCGGGACCCCAUUGAGGUGGACGUGGGGGGCUCGGUGGAUAUAGUGUGCAUUGCCGACGCCAAUCCCGUCCUUCCGGGGAUGUUCCGGUGGGCUUGGCUGGGCGAGGAGGAGCGGAGCCUGGAGGAGUUGGAGCGGACAGCCGAGGGGACCAAGGGGCGCCUGCACAUCCGGGGGGCCACGCUGGCUCAGGCCGGGGGUUACCAGUGUGUCGUGGAUAACGGGGUCCCCCCACCGGCCCAAGCGCUCACCCGUCUCAUCGUCAGAUUCGCGCCCCGGGUGGAGAGCACCGUGCCAUCCGCCAAGGUAGCAGUGGCCGGAGACAGGAGCGGCUCAGCCACGCUGCACUGCCGAGCCCACGGCGUCCCCGACGUCACCUUCAGUUGGGCUAAAGGGGGCGUCAGCCUCGACCUCCAGGACCCCAGGUACACAGAGCACACGUACCAUCAGGGCACAGUGCACAGUAGCCUCCUCACCAUCGCCAAUGUCAGUGCUGCCCAUGACUAUGCCCUGUUCACCUGUACAGCCACCAACGCCCUGGGCACGGACCACACCCACAUCCAGAUCGUCAGCAUCAGUCGCCCAGACCCCCCGACGGGGUUGAAGGUUGUGAGUGUCUCCCACCACUCGGUAGGGCUGGAGUGGCAGGCGGGCUUCAACGGGGGCCUGGACCAGCGCUUUCGGGUCAGGUACGAGGCUCUGGACACCCCCGGCUUCCUGUAUGUGGACGUCCACCCCCAGCAGGCCACAGCCUUCACACUAACUGGCCUGCGACCAAGCACCCGUUAUCGCUUCUCCAUCCUGGCCCUCAACGCCCUGGGCGAGAGUGACUAUGCCGACAGCGGGGCUCAGCUCCCCAUUACCACCCAAGACGUGGAGCAGACAGCUGGGGAGGACAAUGCAGAGUUCCCCACCGAGCUGCCUGAGGACUCCUCCCCGGUUCCCCUCCUGCCUCUGCUCCUCGGCCUGGGGGCCUUGCUGCUCGCGUCCAACGCCUCCAUCCUGGGAUGCGCGCUUUGGAAGAGGAAGCAGCGCCCCCUGGAGGGGGCAGUCAAGGACAAAGAAGAGGGCUCGGAGCCCCCCGUCGGGAAUGAGUACGAGGAGAACCAGGGUCGGGCCCGGCGAGACAGCGGCAGCUACAGCGGCAGCGACUCCCUGAGCACCGCGGGCAGCAGUGCGGAAUCCUGGCCCCAUCGCCCUCGCCCCCGCCGAGACCUCGCGCUGCGGCUUCUCCCGGCCCUGGAGGAAGAGCCCCCACGGCGAGGGCAAAGGUUGCACGAGUACGAGGAGGUGGGAGGGCCAGGGCCCCUCUACGCUGAGGUGGAAGGGGCCUAUCUCCCCUAUGAAGACCCCUAUGUGCUGUCCGGGCUGGCGCUGUUUGCCGAGUCCGUGUGGGUGGCGUCCGAUCCAUACCGCGUGUACCCGACGCUCGGCGUGUCCGGGAAAGACGACGUCUUCGCCGGGGCCUGGAUCUCCAUCUUCACCGGUUUUGCUUUCUUCCUGGUGGGCAGCCUCGGCCUCGUGGCGCUGCUCCGGCGGAGUCGGUCCAUGCUCCUGACGUAUCUGGUGCUGAUGCUGAUAGUGUACGUGUUUGAAAGCGCCUCGUCCAUCACCGCACACACCCAUCAGGACUACAUGGCCUCCGACCCGUCGCUCAUCACCAAGCAGAUGUUGAUGCACUACAGCGCCCCUGACCACCAGGGCCGAGAACUGACCCGCCUGUGGGACAGCAUCAUGGUGGAGAAAGAGUGCUGUGGGACUUCAGGGCCUCUGGACUGGGUGCAGUAUACGUCGACGUUCCGCACCUCGACCCCUGAGGAAGUGUUCCCCUGGCCGCCUCCCUGCUGCCGAAGGGACCCCAACUUCAUCCCGCUCAGCGAGGAGGGCUGCCGCGUCGGCCACCGGGAUUAUAUCUUCACCAAGGGUUGCUUUGAGCACAUUGCCCACGCCAUCGACAGCUACGCUUGGGGGGUUUCCUGGUUCGGAUUCGCCAUCCUCAUGUGGACCCUGCCUGUCUUCCUGCUGACCCUGUACCAUUACACCACCCUCUGAACCCUCCGAACGCCGGGCCCUGAACCCCUGGGACCCUGCCCUCUGACCUCCCAAGACCGCGCCCUCUGUGCCCCCGGAACGCCAACCCCUGAACCACCGGCCCUCUCCCAAGCCCCAGAAAACCCCGCCCCCCGAGACCCCGAACCAUCACCCUGCGGGACCCCAGGCACCUCGCACUAUGAGGCCCCCUACGUCCCUGGCACUCCACCCUCUAAGCCUCCUGGCACCGGGCCCUUUGAUACCCCAGGAUGGCACCUCCUGAACCCCUGGGACGUCUCUCUCUGAACCCCCUGUACCCCAUCUCCUCGGCCUCAAGAGUCACUUGGCAGCCGCCGAUCCCCCGCCCUUUCCCUCCCUGAUCCCUUCCCGGAUUCGUCAGCCUCCCCACUGACUGCAGAAGCCCCUCUUCAGAGGGGCUAUCCCUCUCCUCCUCACCCCCUUGCUCUCGCUCCUGGCUCUGUCCUCUAAAACGUCCUCAUCCUGUGGACAGACCGAACUCUCCCCGCCCCUCCCCUUUCCAAUAAA
Tachyglossus aculeatus (Australian echidna) is the source of this 4973-nucleotide messenger RNA. It is a transcript of the gene NPHS1, whose product is annotated as NPHS1 adhesion molecule, nephrin. Gene Ontology annotation, molecular function: cell adhesion molecule binding. Bases 57 to 4448 code for a protein of 1463 amino acids. The record is from RefSeq and is a predicted model, not a curated record. Gene Ontology annotation, biological process: cell-cell adhesion. The transcript is spliced from 34 exons. Lineage: Eukaryota; Metazoa; Chordata; Mammalia; Monotremata; Tachyglossidae. Gene Ontology annotation, cellular component: membrane; cell-cell junction.